AUGGGGGGUGCUGUAAAUGGAAUGGGAGGAAACACAAAUCAGAAUUUAAAUCAAAGGCCAAGCUAUGUUGGUCAGAAUCAGAAUAGCCAGACACAAGACUCAGCAUCUGGAAGUCGAAAUCAAGGACUUGGUAGACUCAAUCAGUUCCCCAAUGGUCAAACACAAGGUUCAUCUUCACAGUCAUCAAGUCAACAAGGACAAAACCCAACGGAAUACUAUCAGGGACAGAUAGAUGGACGCAGUCACUUCUACGACGAGGAUGAUGAUAUAAUCAGAACUUUACCUCCAAGCUAUGAGGACCAUGAUGCACCCCAUCAAAAAUCCUAUGCACGGGCGUACACAGGCGGGUGCGGUCAGAAUCCUGGCAAUGCAGAGGGGGGCUCGUAUCGCCGUAAUGAAUUUGAAUAUACGGUAGAGGGAUGGAUAACGCCAUCAUCUGAACAACAAUACACAGGAUUGCUCAACAAAAGACUGAUGAAACGUCGCAGCUACACAUACCCACGUCCCUCACAAUCACAAACAAACGGUGAAUAUUACAAUCCUGUCGGAAGCAAGCCUGGAGUUUUUAUGGGUGGCAGUAAUCAAGUGUUGACUGGAGUAGUCAAGCGUCACUUGCAUUGA
Messenger RNA from Heterobilharzia americana, 621 nucleotides. The record is from the annotation of a GenBank genome assembly. Lineage: Eukaryota; Metazoa; Platyhelminthes; Trematoda; Strigeidida; Schistosomatidae.